Messenger RNA from Strongylocentrotus purpuratus (purple sea urchin), 1817 nucleotides. Its product is annotated as RRP15-like protein. The coding region runs from base 1 to 780 and encodes 259 amino acids. The transcript is spliced from 4 exons. The record is from RefSeq and is a predicted model, not a curated record. Gene Ontology annotation, cellular component: preribosome, large subunit precursor. Gene Ontology annotation, biological process: maturation of 5.8S rRNA; maturation of LSU-rRNA. Lineage: Eukaryota; Metazoa; Echinodermata; Echinoidea; Camarodonta; Strongylocentrotidae.
AUGAAGACUUUACCAAAGAAACAACUAACAGCAGAUGAGAUGGAUGAUGAGAGUGAUGAAGAUAUAGAUGAUGAGGAGGAGGAGGAAGAUGAGGAGGAAGAAGAUGAUGAGGAGGUAGAAGACGAUGAGGAAGAGGAAGACGAUGGUGAGGAGGAAGAAGGUGAAGAGAUACCAGGAGUAGGAUGGGCUGAUGCUAUGGCAAGCAUCCUCAGGAAGGAAGCACCAGAAGAGGGCUCGGCUGUCCUUGCCAAGUCAAAAGACUAUGCGAAAGCAAAGGAGGAAGAGAUGAAGGACUAUAUGGAGAGAAUAAAAGAGAAACAAAGCAGGAAGAAAUGGGAAAAUAUGUCCAAGGUGAUACCCAAAGUAACAGACAGGGAAUUUGAAAAAUCUCUCCAAAGAAUAGCUACAAAAGGUGUGGUGCAACUCUUCAACGCAGUGAAGAAGCAACAGAAGACUAGAGAAGAUAAGCUGAAAAAAGUAGGAGGCUCACAGCGGAAGAGAGCUAAAGUAGAGGCCUCACUAACAAAGGGAAAUUUCUUGGAUAUGUUGAAAGGCACGCCAGCACCUUCAAGUGUAGACCCUUCAUCAAAGGCAAAAGGAAGCAUUACAUCAACAGAGAAACCAUCAUCUGGGGAUCAGCCAUCAUGGGGGGUCUUACGAGAUGACUUCAUGCUCGGGGCGGGGAUGAAAGACUGGGACAAGGAGGGGAGCGAUGACGGGAGUGAUGAGGACGAUGAUGAUGAAAAAAAUGACAGUGGUUUAUCAUCAGAUUCAGACUGAUACACAACUAGGUGAUGAACUUGAUGGACGAUAGUAAGCCCAGGCAUUGUAUUGGACAUUGGUGACUCUGACAUUGAAUAAUCAUCAGAUUCAGAUUAAAGGAGAGCAUGACACAAGCUCUGUUGGAAGUGUUAGCCGUGGUUGCAGGGUUGGACAGUCAUGGAUUGAUAGAAGAGAGUGAGAUGGGCUCAUUGGAAAGAUGGUGAGCCCUGGCAAGCCUUUUAGGCAGCAGCUGAUCAAGGCAAAACAGCAGUUGUGAAAUUUGAAAUUGGACCAAUUAUGAGGAGGUGAAUCUAUUUUUGUUGUGAUGGCUAUUCAGAACCAGUCAUCAUCUUACUUCGAUCUUGCAGUUGAAUCUACUUUCUUCCAUGACAUGCAUAGAUUACAGUUAUGGUUUGGGUAUCUCGAGCAAAGCGAAAGCUGUCACUAUUCCAUACAAGUUGAACAUUGUGAUAUCAAAUCUUCUUCAGUGGAUGGAUGUGUAUAUUGUGGUAAUAUCUACUCCAUUACUACAGACUGGGAACAAUUUUUUUUAAAGAGAUUCCACAAUAGUUCAAAGAAACACCAAGCAUGUGAUUAUUUUUUUCAAAAAUGUACAUUUUGGGGGGUUUUAAUGAACUGAGAUAAUUUAACCAUUUUAUUAUCAAAAUUUCAAGUUAUUGUCAUUUUAUGUCAAGGGAUGAAUGUUAAAUAUGAUCAUUCAUGGAAAAUCUUGAUUUUUACCAAACUGUUAAGAUAACCCUAAAUCCAAGUUUGUUUGGCGAAUGAAUGAUUACAUUAGAAGUAACAUUUUCAGAAAUAAAGUAAUAUGUUAAGUGGAGAAAGUGAAGUGUUGGUAAAGUUUUCAGGGUUUACACCAUGUGGUAUAACCACCUUCAAUUCAUUUUCUACACCUUGGAAGGUAUAACAGAUGACAAACACACCCCAUAGCAAUACUGUCGUUAAAGAUUAUUUUAUCAUAUAUAGCCAUACAGUUUUCAGAACAUGUAAUAUUAUUAUGAUUAAAAGAUUAAUUCUUUUAUAUAAAAGAUAGACAA